Messenger RNA from Astrephomene gubernaculifera, 1364 nucleotides. The record is from the annotation of a GenBank genome assembly. Lineage: Eukaryota; Viridiplantae; Chlorophyta; Chlorophyceae; Chlamydomonadales; Astrephomenaceae.
GUUUUCUUAUUUUGCACUCAACAUUGACAACACUAGCAAUGCAUGGCCAUUUCACGCGAGCUGUGCACAGCUGCACACCGUAUGAAAAAGUGUGGGAGACCGUGACCGCCCUUCUCUGAAAUCGUGUACAGUUACAUAAUUAAGAAUAAUUUUGACUGCAGAACAUGCUUGACCUCCUGCUUAAAUUUUGCUGCACGUUUGCAUCAGGCAUCCGUUAGACGUAGGAGUCCCCGCCCGCAUGAGUGGCACAGGGAAAAUGCUGAAACGGAAAAGGACACUUUCAACGGAUUCUGCGCGCGCGGGGAAAGCCAUCCUCGCGGAUGGCUUGGCGGGGAAGCAAGCAGCUGUCAUACUGGUCGACCGAUCCGUUCGCGCCAACGAGACCCGUAGGACCUUAGCCCAGCAGUGCGCCGGAAAGGAUGGCACCUUCAUCGUUCUUCCGGACCGAUGCCCAGAGCAAUGCUCGCAGCCCAGGGUCACCCACCUGGUGCUGGGCUCGGCCUUGCUUGCAAGCGAUGAGGCCCGACGCUCCGCCCGCCAGCGCCUGGCGCCCUGCCUGGCCCGCUGGCCCGCUGCGGUGCUGCUAGACGAGGCCUGGCUCACGCAGCUAACGUCCGCCCGCCGGUUGCCGCCCACCGCGGGCUUCGAGGCCUGCCUGGAGCCCUGCCAGCAGGUCCCUGGCUUCACGACCACCGCUGCCGCUGCCCCCACUGCCGCCGCGCUGCUGCCGCUGCCGCGAGUGGGUCGCUACGAGCGGUGGCUGGGGUGGUGGGAGGCGCGGCUUGACGACAUGGACGAGGUGGGGGUGCUGCUGCAGGCCACCUUCAGCGACGCCCGCUGCGCGCGUGUGGGCAACAGCUCGCUGGUGGGCGGGCUGCGGGAGCUGAAGCUGUAUGAGAUGGCGCUGCGGGAGCGGGAGGACGCGGUGGGCACUCGGGCUCUGGCCUACGCCCGCGCCGCCGCCUCCGUGCAGGCCUGCUCCUUCCGCAUCACGGGCGCCAUGAGUGAGGCAUUCCUGGCGCACCACCUGCCCUUCGUCAGCCGCAGCUGCGCGGCGGUGGUACGGCAGCUGGCGCUCAGCCUGGAGGGAGGCGGCGGUGGUGGCGGUGGCAAUGGACACAGCGGGCAGGGGCAGGGCGGGUACGGCGCCAGCGGUGGGGCUGAGGGCAGGGCUAGUGGUACAGAUGGAGGGCCGCUGGGGCCUGGUGGCUUGGAUGGCGGUGAUGAUAGUAGCAACGUCAUUGGCGGGAACGAAGGCGGCGAUACGGCCGCUGGAAUCGUUGCCACGUGUGAGCGGUUGGAGCUGUUCAGGCGGGACCUGCUGGUGCGGGACGGGGAGGGGGCGCUGCGGCCGGGCAGUGCGG